Prionailurus viverrinus (fishing cat) is the source of this 5459-nucleotide messenger RNA. It is a transcript of the gene IGSF22, whose product is annotated as immunoglobulin superfamily member 22. Lineage: Eukaryota; Metazoa; Chordata; Mammalia; Carnivora; Felidae. The record is from RefSeq and is a predicted model, not a curated record. The transcript is spliced from 22 exons. Bases 1339 to 5316 code for a protein of 1325 amino acids. Gene Ontology annotation, molecular function: protein binding.
CACUGGGUGUUGUAUGGAAACCAAUUUGACAAUAAAUUUCGUAUUAAAAAUAAAGAAAGAAGAGUUUAAGGAAGAAUGUGGGACAAAGGUCAGUGGAACCAAGCAGGUGAGCAGUAAAGGUCAGCUCUUGGGGUCUAGCUGGUGACAGUCUCAGAACUCAGAGGUGGAAAUAGGCCAGGCAGAGAUACGGGGGGGUGGGGGAGAUAAAGUUUAGCCUCCACCUUCCUGCCCAGAACAAGGCCCUUUUCAGAAGGGCAGUGGACUGGGAAUCAGGAGGCCGGGAUUCCAGGCUGAGUGACCUUGGACAGGUUAUUUCUUGCAGACAUCAGUUUCCUCACACACAAAGUGUAGGUGGAAAACUGCCGUGCUGGUUAAACAAAAAUGGUAGGAACAUCCAUUCUUGGAAAUACCGUGUAGUUGUUAGAACGAGGAGAGCCCUCGUGAACCGAUACGGAGAGAUCUCCAAGAUGGAUUCCGUGAAAGAGAAAGGGCGGAAUAGCGGAUAGUGUGUACCUGAAGUGUAAAGAGGGGACGAGGACAAAAACAUAUGUGUCUCUGCAUGAAGGAGCUCCAGAAGUUGCUGAGCGACCACGGGUGGGUGGUUCGUGUCGGGGGAGGGCCGGGAGAUGGGGGCUCAGGAAGGGGCCUCUUCAUAUGGAUGUGGAUGUUGUUUCACGUAUUAACGAUGAGAUCGAAUUACUGAUUUUUUUUAAAGAAAAAAAAAAUGAAAGGAAACCUCAGCCUCUGUCUUUAUGGAGUCACAAGUGAAAGCAGGGCUGCAGACACACACUCUCAUCUAUCCGUCUUAGCAUUCCACUGAUGCCAGGGGUCCCCAGGGCACAGGAGGAAAAUCCCCAGCUUCCUUCCAAGGCCCACUGCAGUAUGGCUUAGUCAGGAAGUUCCUUCUUAGGUCUGACUUCAUUGCCUCCUGAUGAGACAGCUAACACUGCCUCCCUAGUUCCAAGUAGCUAUGAAUACGAAUCCCCAGCUCCCCCUGCGUAAAUCUCAGCCCUACAUUCUCUCCCCCUGAGAACUUGGAAUGGUUUGCGAUUACUUGGUGGGUGACAGGCCCACUGGUCCUUGUAACCAGCCUGGGAAGGUGAGAUACAAUGGGAAGAAAAAGGCCCGAGAGAAGCUUGCUGCCCUACUUCUCCUCAUUCUCUCCUGUGCACAGUCGUCUCCCCUUGUGUUCACCUGCCCCGUGUCUUCCCCCCGCCACACACACACACACACACACACACACAGAAGAGCAACUCUGGAUCUCCCUCCUAGGCCCUUCCUUCAUGGCCUCAUCCUCUCCCUGGUCCUCCCAGGUGAGUGCCCACGCCUGCUGUCACCAUGACGACCAUUCACCACGAGCAGAUGCUGCAGGAGCACGUGUCCAUGGAGUUCUCCAGCUCCACCACCCACGUGCAGACCUUCUCCCAGACAACCAGGAUCGUGGGAGAGGAAGUCGUGACAAGGAAGUCCUCGAGCACUGUAGAGUUCUUCAGCUUGGUGACUCGGAGUACUGACAUCCCUGCAGGCGAGAGCGUCCCCGAGUUCGUGGAGAAGCCUCACCCGGUCACCGCGCCCGAGGGGGAUAAAGCUGUGUUCCGAGCCCGGGUGCAGGGGAACCCCAAACCCAACAUCUCCUGGAAGAGGGAGAGCGGCAUCCCCAUCAAGGAGUCGGCCAAGAUGUUCUACGACAGCAUCAACAAGGAGCACGUGCUGAAGCUGGAGCCACUGACCUCCGAUGACUCUGACAACUACAAGUGCAUUGCAAGCAAUGACCAUGCAGAUGCCAUCUACACUGUGUCCUUGCUGGUGACAGAAGGUCAUGAAAAAAUGGAUUUCAAAAAGAUGUUGAAGAAGAGGGGACUCCCUGCUCCCAAGAAGAAGCAGAAGAAGGGGAUAGGUGAGAAAGAGAUGCUGGAGAUUUUGUCCAAGGUACCCAAGAAGGACUUUGAGAAGGUCUGCAUGGAGUAUGGUUUCACUGAUUUCCGGGGGCUGCUCAAGAAGCUCAAAGAGAUGAAGAAAGUGGAGGUGGAGACCAUCCGGAUUCUGAAGCCCCUGGAAGACAUAGAGACCAAGAUUGACACCACUGUGGUCUUUGAGUGCAUCAUGGAGCUGAAGGACCCCAAUGUCAAGAUGAUAUGGAUGAAGGAUAAUGAGCCACUGAGGAUCCAGUACUCCCUAGGCAAGUAUGAUGUGAAGCAGAUAGGCACCAAGUACAUGCUGGUUAUUACCAAUGUGAACAUGAACGACGCAGGAACCUACAGCCUGUCCGUGGGUGACAAGAAGAUGAGAGCAGAGCUCACAGUGCUGGAUGAGCCGCUGAAGUUCUUGGGAGAGAUGACACCAAUGAAGGUGACAGAGCGCCAGACAGCUGUUUUUGAGAUCCGCCUCUCCAAGAAAGUGCCCAACUUUGUGUGGAAGUUCAACGGGAAGGAGCUGAAGAGGGAUGAAAAGUAUGAAAUCACAGUGUCUGAGGAUGGUCUGACCCACACACUUAAGAUUAAGGAUGCCAGACUCAGCGAUGCCGGCGAGUUCUCUGCUGAGGCGGGGGACCUGGUACAGAAAGCCCAGCUCACUAUUGACCGCAUCCCCAUCAAGUUUGUGAGAACCCUAAAGAACGUACGUGUGAAAGAGAGGAGCCGUGCAUGCCUUGAGUGUGAGCUGACCUCCAAGGACGUGACGCUGUACUGGAAGAAGGAUGGGCGGCUGCUGGAGCGCAGCACCAAGUACAGCAUGAGCCAUGAGGGCAAGCGAGCAGAGCUGGUCAUUGAGGACGCACAGCUCAGUGACAGUGGCGAGUACACCGUGGUGGCCAUGCAGGACGGAGACCCCACUGAAUACUACAGUACUGCUGUGGUCACCGUGGAGGAGCGUCUGGCCACGGUGAAGAGCGGGAUGUCCGACGUGCAUGCGGCCACCGGGAGCCCAGCUGAACUGUGCGUGGUGCUGAACGACGAGAAGGUGGAGGGCGUGUGGCUCAAGGAUGGCAAGGAGAUCACGGACUUGCCCGGCGUGCAGAUCGUGAAGCAGGGUGCAGUGCACAAGCUCAUCUUCCCCAAUAUGGGCCCGGAGCACGAGGGCAAGUACACCUUCCGGGCCAAGGGCGCAGAGAGCGAGGCCUCCGUAUUCAUUGCAGAUCCACCUACCAUCGACCCGUCGGUGCUGGAGGCGCUGGCCGCGCACCCCGUGACUGUGAAGGUGGGCCACACGGCAAACAUCAAGGUGCCCUUCCGGGCGAAGCCGCUGCCCAAAGUGACGUGGUACAAGGACGGCAUGGAGGUGACAGAAGAGGAACGUGUGUCCAUGGAGCGCGGGGAAGACCAGGCGCUGCUCACCAUCUCCAACUGCGUGCGUGAGGACAGUGGCCUCGUUCUGCUCAAGCUCAAGAAUGACUACGGCACAGCCACAGCCACUCUGCACCUCAGCGUGCUGGACCGUCCGAAACCUCCCCAGGGCCGGGUGGAAUUUCUGGAACUCUCGGGUAAUUGUGUGCACAUGAAGUGGAAGGCCCCCAAAGACAACGGUGGGCGGCCUGUGACCCAGUUCAUAGUGGAACGGAGGAUGGUCGGCAAGAAGUCCUGGAUUAAGAUAGGCGAGGUGGACAGCAAACUCACGAAAUUUGCCACCAACAAGGUAGAAGAGGGAAAAGCCUACCAGUUUCGCAUCCUGGCGGUUAAUUCAGAAGGAGUGAGCGACCCUCUGGAAACAGAUGAAGUGUUUGCAGGAAAUCCCAUUGAGCCCCCUGGUCUUGCCUCCCAGCCUCAAGUGACUGAUGUGACCAAAGACAGCAUGACCAUCACAUGGAAUGCCCCUACCCAGGAUGGGGGAGCCCCAGUGCUCGGCUACAUUGUGGAGCGGAGGAAGAAAGGCAGUAGCCUCUGGGUGCCGGUCAACAAGGAGCCCAUCCAAGAUACCAAGUGCACUGUGGAUGGUCUCCUGGAAGACACAGAAUAUGAAUUCCGAGUUAUAGCUGUGAAUAAGGCAGGCCCUGGACAGCCCAGUAUGGCAUCCAACUCAGUGGUAGCCAAGGACCCUGUCAAGCCCCCAGGCCUGGUGCAGGGUCUGCACGUGUCUGAUUCCUCCAACUCCAGUAUCUCCCUGGCCUGGCGGGAGCCUGCAGAGGGAGACCCACCUUCUGGCUACAUCCUUGAGAUGCGGGCUGAAGACACUAAGGAGUGGUCCAAGUGCACAAAGAUCCCCAUCUCAGGCACCUGCUACACAGUGGGAGGCCUCACCGAGAGGCAGAAAUACUUCUUCCGAAUCCGGGCUGUGAAUGAGGCUGGGGUUGGGGAGCCUGUGGAACUGGAUGAGGGGGUUCGUGCCAUGCCACCACCAGCUGCCCCCAAGUUUGACCUCAGUGCGCGACUGAAGAGUCACAUGGUGGUUCGUGCUGGGACAGCCCUCUGCAUCCAUGCUGCCUUCUCUGGCUCACCACCACCUAACGUGAUCUGGCAGAAAGACGGCAUCCCCACCAAGGGCAAAGAAACCAUCACCAAGGGCAAAAACCAUUCUCAGUUCCUCAUCAACAGCACCAAGCGCUCUGAUUCAGGGGUGUACCGCAUCUUGCUCCAGAAUGAGUUUGGAGAGGCAUCCUAUGACAUCCACGUGCGUGUGGCAGAUUUUCCGCGGCCGCCCACAAACCUACAGCUGUUUGAGGAGGUCCCCAACACGGUGACUCUGACCUGGAACCACAGCCCUGACGUGCAGGAGGAUAGUGAGGCCCACUACGUCAUCAUGAAGCGGGAUGCCAGCAGCCCCACCUGGUUCACAGCAGCGGAGCGCGUCUUCAGCAACAAGUACACGGUGACCGGGUUACUCCCUGGCAGGAAGUACUACUUCCGAGUAGUGGCCCGGAACGAAAUCGGUGACAGUGACCCACUCGACUCCAAGGAUACCUGGCUCAUCGUCAAGGACAAGAUCGAGGACCUGAGCGCCAAGCUGAAGCCGUAUGAGCAGAAGGACUGGCGCCACGCACCGCGCUUCCUGAUCCCGCUCAAGCCGCACACGGUGCUGCGCGGCCAGGACUGCACCAUGACGUGCGCCUUCCUUGGGAACCCGCGGCCCACGGUGACCCUCUACAAGGGCGACGUCAACAUCACGGCCAACUCCAAGUUCUGGUACAAUUCCACCAGCGGGGUGUGCACGAUCGUCAUCCCCACCUGCACGCUCAAGGACAGCGGGGAGUACAGCGUGCUGGUGGAGAACGAGCUGGGCAAGGACCGCAGCAGCUGCGCGCUCACGGUCUACGACAAGGAUGACAAGUCAAUUCUAGCGUCAGUCACCGAGAGUCUGCAGAAGAAGUCCAAGCACCUUAUGUGAUCUCCGGCCCAGCCCAGGCAUCAGGAGGAUGUUGUUAUAGGUGGUUUCUGGGCCUGUCCUGUGUGUGUCCCCAGUGACGGCGGCCCAGUUCGCUCCCUGGUGCUUGUCAGUGAAGUCAUGGGACAAUAAAGUGACUAAGCUCA